Messenger RNA from Elaeis guineensis (African oil palm), 2016 nucleotides. RefSeq names its product butanoate--CoA ligase AAE1. The record is from RefSeq and is a predicted model, not a curated record. Lineage: Eukaryota; Viridiplantae; Streptophyta; Magnoliopsida; Arecales; Arecaceae.
CGACAGCGGCCGUAUAGGCUUCUUUUUCUCUCCACUGAGAGGAUCAAGAGGACAGGAAGUGGGAGCGAGGAAGGGAAGCAGUACCUGAUGGAGGGCGCGGUCCGGUGCUCAGCCAACUACGUUCCCCUCACCCCAAUAAGCUUCUUGGAGCGCGCCGCCGUCGUCUACGGUGAUUGCGCCUCCGUCGUCCAUGGCUCCACCACCUACUCGUGGAGGGAGACCCGCGAUCGCUGCCUCCGCCUCGCCUCCGCUCUUUCCCGCUUGGGGAUCUCUCGCGGCGACGUCGUAGCUGUACUUGCUCCAAACGUUCCAGCAAUGUAUGAACUACAUUUUGGUGUGCCAAUGACUGGUGCAAUCCUCUGUACACUUAAUACACGCCAUGACUCAGCCAUGCUAUCAGUCCUUCUGAAGCACUCUGAGGCUAAAGUUGUGUUUGUGGACUAUCAAUUACUUGAGGUCGCCCAAGGAGCACUGAAACUUCUCUCCCAAGCCCGAGCAAAACCUCCCUUUCUGGUUAUAAUCUCAGAAUCUUGUGGAUCACCUCCUGCAGUUCCAAAUUUCGCUGCUUCAGUGAAUGAGGAAUAUGAAACUCUUCUGAAGACUGCACCUUCUCAGUUUGAGAUCAAAUGGCCUGUUGAUGAAUGUGACCCUAUCUCACUAAACUAUACAUCUGGCACCACAUCCAGACCCAAAGGUGUUAUCUACAGUCACCGGGGAGCCUACCUAAAUGCCAUCGCGACAGUCCUCCUCAAUGACAUGACCACAAUGCCAGUGUAUCUGUGGACUGUGCCCAUGUUCCAUUGUAAUGGAUGGUGCCUCCCUUGGGGUAUAGCAGCUCAAGGUGGGACAAACAUCUGCAUUAGAAAUGUCUCUGCAGAGGUUAUUUUUGAAAACAUUGCCCUGCAUAAGGUCACCCACAUGGGUGGUGCACCCACAGUUCUCAACAUGAUUGUGAAUGCUCCAAUUGCUGAGCAGAAACCAUUGCCUGGAAGAGUGACUGUGAUGACAGGCGCUGCACCACCACCUCCCCAGGUUCUAUUUAAGAUGGAAGAACUUGGUUUCCAUGUCAUCCACUCCUAUGGCCUGACAGAAACCUAUGGUCCUGGGACAGUUUGCACAUGGAAGCCUGAGUGGGACUCCCUCUCUGCCGAGGAGCGUGCAAGACUCAAGUCCCGCCAGGGACUUCAGCAUCUUGCAAUCGAGGAGUUAGAUGUGAAAGAUCCAGUUACUUUAAAAAGUGUUCCAGCUGAUGGGAAAACCAUGGGGGAGGUGAUGUUCAGAGGCAACGCAGUCAUGAAUGGAUACUACAAAGAUUUGAAUGCAACCAAGGAAGCGUUGUCUGGAGGAUGGUUUCGAUCUGGAGACCUUGGAGUGAGGCAUGCUGAUGGAUACAUAAAGCUCAAGGACCGAUCGAAAGAUAUUAUAAUUUCAGGCGGGGAGAAUAUAAGCACUAUAGAGGUUGAGUCUGUGCUGUUUGGUCAUCCAGCAGUGCUGGAGGCAGCAGUGGUUGGACGACCAGAUGAUUACUGGGGUGAGACACCCUGUGCUUUUGUGAAGUUGAAGGAGGGUACUCAUGUUGGUGCUGAAGAGAUUAUUAGAUUUUGUCGUGCCCGACUGCCACACUAUAUGGCACCUCGCACUGUUGUUUUUGAAGAUCUUCCCAAGACUUCGACUGGGAAGACGCAAAAGUUUGUCCUUAGGGAGAAGGCAAAGGCCAUGGGGAGCCUCUUCAAGAAGGGUGCUAGCAAGCUUUGAGGUAAUCUCGGCGAGUUGGCUAUGAUGGCUGGUGACUAAAUAAGUGGCAUGGAAGUUCGUAAGAUUCUCACUACGAUUUGCCCAUUGUAUGUGAUGAUGCCAGUAGCUAACCGUCCGUCCAGUUGAGGCCUCGAUAUACUGGGAAAGUGCAUCUUUGGAGGUAGUAGCAAGAAAUGUGAUGAGAGGUUUCCUAGAACUCUCUUAUGGUGCAUAGUAUUUUAGUAAUAAAUAUGAGACGUUUGCCUGGGUAUUUGCUACAUA